CAACCGUUUAAACGAAUACAUAUCCCAUUAUGAAACAUUAGAUUAUGAUCAUCAACAUAUACGCGCUAGUCACCAUAGAGCCCGACGAUCAGUGACCAAAGAUCAUUAUGUACAUUUAAAAUUUCAAGCACAUGGAAGAGACUUCCAUAUUAGAUUAAAACGUGAUUUAUAUACAUUUAGUAAUAAGUUAGAGAUAAUUGAUAGCAAUGGCCCUCUCGAUGUAUCAACCGAUCAUAUAUAUGAGGGCGAUGUGAUAGGGGAUCGUAAUAGUUAUGUAUUCGGUUCCAUAUUGGAUGGAGUAUUUGAGGGUAAAAUAAUAACCGAACGUGAUGCCUAUUAUGUUGAACAUGCCAAACGUUAUUUUCCAACAAAUUUUACACAAAUGCAAUCAUUGGAAUUGCACAGUACUGAUAAUAAAAAUUUUAAUACAUCUUUAACCACAACAACAACAACAACAUCGUCUACAACAACGACGACGACAUCAACAACCACAACAACAAAAUCACCUUUAGCUAAAAGUAAAAGUAUAGAAGAUCAUCAUGAUGAAAUAGUUAAAAAUGUUGGUUUUCAUUCGGUGAUCUAUAAAGAAUCUCAUGUGGAUGAUGUCUAUAAGGAUGUGAGAGAAGGCCAUGUUGGUGGUUGUGGCAUAACAGAUGAAGUUUCCCAAUGGAUGGAAAAUAUACAAAAUUCAGCCGUUGAAGAAUUGCCUACACCAAUGUCAAAGGACGAAAGAAUCCCCAAGAAACGUGCACCAGCGGAAGAUAAAAUUAUAUUGGAUGUCGAUGAUGAUGAAAAGGAUGCGCAAGUUGAAGAGGAGCAAAAGGAGACUAGUAAUAAUAACACAAGUAGUAAAAGUAAACAACAAAAAACCACAUCCUCAACAACAACAGCCACCAUCGCCUCAUCUACUUCCACACAACCACCGAAAAAAUAUGCCAACAACAACAACAACAAUAAUAAUAACCAAAACAAUGGUGCCAUGGAUGAUUUUAAAUAUCCUUAUGAAAAGUAUACAAAAGAAGCAAAUUUUCGUUUCGCUGCCAGUGAUGGAGGUGAAAGCGAUGCUGAUGAUGAUGAUGACGAUGAGGUGGCUGCUGCCACAGCUGGUGCUGGUUAUUUUUAUGAUCCUGAAACAGGGCGUCGUUUACAACCCACCGAUACAGACUGGCAUGAACGUGUUCAUGAGCGCGUAAGACGUGCAUCCGGUUCGUCGGGCUCUUCCGCCCGUCGUGAGGAUAAUAAGAAUACCUGCUCGUUAUAUAUACAAACAGAUCCAUUGAUUUGGCGUCAUAUACGUGAAGGAAUCGCUGAUCAUGAUCGUAGUCAUAAAUAUGAAAGGGACAUUAAGACGCGCGAGGAAAUCACAUCGCUAAUAGCACAUCACGUUACGGCUGUUAAUUACAUUUACCGCAAUACGAAAUUCGAUGGACGUACCGAACAUCGAAAUAUACGUUUUGAGGUGCAACGUAUUAAAAUUGAUGAUGAUUCCGCUUGCCGCACUUCCUAUAAUGGCCCACACAAUGCAUUCUGUAACGAACAUAUGGAUGUUUCGAAUUUUCUUAAUUUACAUUCCCUGGAGGAUCAUUCGGACUUUUGUUUGGCUUAUGUUUUCACCUACAGAGAUUUUACCGGCGGCACUUUGGGUUUAGCCUGGGUGGCUAGUGCCUCGGGAGCUUCUGGUGGCAUUUGUGAGAAAUAUAAAACGUAUACCGAGACCGUGGGAGGUCAAUAUCAAAGCACAAAACGUUCUCUGAAUACGGGAAUCAUAACGUUUGUUAACUACAAUAGCCGGGUUCCGCCCAAAGUAUCACAAUUGACUUUGGCACAUGAAAUCGGGCAUAAUUUUGGUUCACCGCACGACUAUCCCCAAGAAUGUCGUCCCGGUGGGCUGAGUGGUAAUUUCAUUAUGUUUGCCAGUGCCACUUCUGGUGAUCGGCCAAACAACUCAAAAUUCUCUUCAUGUUCCAUACGUAAUAUAUCCAAUGUCUUAGAUGUUUUAGUGGGCAAUAUGAAACGUGAUUGUUUCAAGGUCUCAGAAGGAGCCUUCUGUGGCAAUAAGAUUGUGGAGCAAGGCGAAGAAUGUGAUUGUGGCUUCAAUGAAGAAGAAUGCAAAGACAAGUGUUGUUAUCCUAGAUUAAUUAGUGAAUACGAUCUCUCCCUUAAUAGUUCCGCUAGAGGCUGUACACGUCGUGCUAAGACACAGUGUUCACCCUCGCAGGGUCCCUGCUGUUUGUCCAACUCCUGUACGUUUGUACCCAGCAACUAUCAUCAAAAAUGUAAAGAGGAAACAGAAUGUUCCUGGUCGAGUACUUGCAACGGCACUACAGCCGAAUGUCCCGAACCCAAACCGCGAGAUGAUAAGACAAAGUGCAAUAAUGGUACAGCUUUGUGUAUACGCGGCGAAUGUUCGGGUUCGAUUUGUUUGCUGUGGAAUAUGUCGGAAUGCUUCUUGACCUCUCAGCAGCAGCCGCAUGUAGAUAAAAGGAAAUUGUGUGAAUUAGCUUGCCAGAAUGGCAAUGAUACCGGUACUUGUAGAAGUACGUCAGAAUUUGCUCAUUUAUUUGGUUUGCCAGUGGGCGGUAUAAGUUUACGUCCCGGUUCUCCUUGUGAUAAUUUCCAAGGUUAUUGUGAUGUGUUCCUUAAAUGUCGAGCCGUCGAUGCUGAUGGUCCUUUGGUGCGCUUGAAGAAUUUACUGUUGAAUCGUGAGACACUAUUAACGGUGGCUCAAUGGAUUACGGAAAAUUGGUAUAUAGUGGUAUUGAUGAGUAUUGGUUUCAUAAUUGUCAUGGGCAUAUUCAUCAAGUGUUGUGCCGUGCACACGCCCAGUUCAAAUCCUAAAAAGCGUAGAGCUAGAAGAAUAUCAGAAACACUACGUGCUCCUAUGAAUACCUUAAGACGAAUGCGUCAUCCACAUGGUCGUGCUGCCGGACCACGCAGUAUACCACCGCCAGUACAUGACUCACGUUCCCAUCAACGCAACUAUCCUCCCGAAUGGGAUCGCCAUCAUCGUUCUGGCGGUGCUGGUGUAGUUGCUGCUCAAGGUGUUGUGCCAUUACCGGGCGCCAGUAGUCAUGCGAGUCGUUCCGCAGCUGGUGGUAGACCACCUGGAGGUGGUGGCGGAGGACGUAGUUCACGUUCAAAUGGAUCUAGACAACCUAGCAGUUCUAGAUCGGGUGCACAACAUGGGUAUGCUGAUGCUCCACCCAGUCUGGGUGGUCCAUCGUCUAAUAGUGCGGGUGGUGUUGGUAGUGGUUUACAUAUGGGUGCACCGAUUGUUGGGCCGGGUUCAUCUACUAGUGGUGCAGGUGUUUUAUCACGUGCCCAAAUGCCUUUACCCGCCCUGCCGUCCAAUGCACAAACGCAACAACAACAAUCACAACAACUGCCACAACAAGCAUACUAUGCGCCGAAAGUUGAAGUCCGCAAUAAAUCCCGUCAUCACGUACAAACACAUCCUCCUCAUCCUCUACAGCGGCUAAACAAAGCCAACAUAAAGCUAAAGACCAAACACACAAUCAAAAGUCUGGCAAAACUCGACGUAAUAUUGUUUAUUGAUUCCUAGGACACGAUAUAUAAAUAACAUAAAAAAACUGUUAAAAAGACACUUUAAUUACUAUAUUUUUAUAUGAAAAAACCCUAAUAUCCAAACAAAACUUCAUAAUUUCUAAUAUAAAAGUUUAGAAAGAAAACGUGAUCAUAAAGAUCUCAUAAUUGUCGUCGUUCCGCAACCAGUAAAUUAUAAUCGACCGCCAUCUUUGCAUAAUCCUGAUUUAUAUGCUGAUGCUUAUGCUGCUUUAGGACGUGGUGCAUAUGAGGCAACUGCCCGAGCACCCAAUAACAAUAAAGUUUGACAGACACAUGCAACACAAACAACAAUACAACAAAUUAAUAAGGUACGUUUAAAACAAACGGAAAAAUAUAAACAACAGCAGCAGCUGCAGGAGCAGCAACAACAUUCAAUACAACAGCAGCAGCAACAGCAUUUUAGUUUAAUUAACAAUAUUGAUAAUGAAAACAACAAUAAUAAUAAUAAUAAUAACAACAA
This is a messenger RNA of Lucilia sericata (common green bottle fly), 4045 nucleotides long. It is a transcript of the gene kuz, whose product is annotated as disintegrin and metalloproteinase domain-containing protein 10. The record is from RefSeq and is a predicted model, not a curated record. Gene Ontology annotation, molecular function: metalloendopeptidase activity. The transcript has 9 exons. Gene Ontology annotation, biological process: membrane protein ectodomain proteolysis; Notch signaling pathway. Gene Ontology annotation, cellular component: plasma membrane. Bases 383 to 3562 code for a protein of 1059 amino acids. Lineage: Eukaryota; Metazoa; Arthropoda; Insecta; Diptera; Calliphoridae.